Octopus sinensis (East Asian common octopus) is the source of this 2027-nucleotide messenger RNA. RefSeq names its product T-complex protein 1 subunit gamma. Gene Ontology annotation, molecular function: ATP-dependent protein folding chaperone; ATP hydrolysis activity; ATP binding. Bases 105 to 1754 code for a protein of 549 amino acids. The record is from RefSeq and is a predicted model, not a curated record. Gene Ontology annotation, cellular component: chaperonin-containing T-complex. Gene Ontology annotation, biological process: protein folding. Lineage: Eukaryota; Metazoa; Mollusca; Cephalopoda; Octopoda; Octopodidae. The transcript has 17 exons.
AAGAUAGAUAGAAGAAAGGAGAAAGAGUAAGAGUGUGAGUGAGAGAAGGGAAAUCGAGUGGAGCCUCGUUGUGAAAGUUGUGUCGUCCAUUAAGUUGUCUCAUCAUGUUUGGUGGUUCAUCUCCCAUAAUCGUUCUCAAUCAGAAUACCAAGCGUGAGUCUGGCCGCAAGGUACAGUUCGGUAAUAUCAAGGCCGGCAAGUCCAUUGCUGACAUUAUCCAGACAUGUCUAGGACCAAGAUCUAUGUUGAAGAUGUUGAUGGAUCCGAUGGGAGGAAUUGUCAUGACAAAUGAUGGCAAUGCUAUUCUCAGAGAGAUCACCGUCCAACAUCCAGCUGCUAAAUCCAUUAUUGAAGUAGCUCGUACUCAGGAUGAAGAAGUUGGUGAUGGCACCACAUCCGUUAUUGUUCUCACUGGAGAAGUGUUGAAUGUGGCCAGUCCAUUCCUUGGCGAACAAAUGCAUCCAACUGUCAUCAUCAGUGCUUUCAGACGUGCUCUUGAUGAUAUUUUGGAAAUUAUGAAGGCUAAGAUAGGCGUUCCAGUUGAUGUGAAUAAUGAUGGGGAACUUUUGAAAAUCAUCAAAAGCUGUAUUGGUACCAAGUUCAUGAAACAAUGGUCUGAGUUGGCUUGUAAAAUGGCAUUGACUGCUACUAAAAUAGUCCUGGUUGAAGAGAAAGGGAAGAAAGAGAUUGAUUUAAAGAAUUUUGCUAAAGUUGAAAAAAUUCCUGGUGGUUGCAUUGAAGAUUCUUGUGUAUUGCAAGGAAUUCUAUUGAACAAAGAUGUCACACAUCCUAAAAUGAAGAGAAAAAUAGAAAACCCUCGCAUUCUGUUGCUUGACUGUUCAUUAGAAUACAAGAAGGGAGAAAGCCAGACCAACAUUGAAAUCACUGCCGAAGACGAUUUUGCUAAGGUGUUACGUCUUGAAGAAGAAUACAUCCAGGAGAUCUGCAAUGACAUUAUUGCCGUGAAGCCCGAUCUGGUCAUCACUGAGAAAGGGGUCUCUGAUCUGGCCCAGCAUUUCCUUAUCAAAGCUGGAAUUAGCUGCAUUCGUAGAGUUAGGAAAACUGAUAAUAACCGUAUUGCAAGAGCUUCUGGUGCCACAAUUGUUAACCGAACUGAAGAAAUCAAGGAGGAAGAUGUCGGUACCGCAUGCGGACUUUUUGAAAUUAAGAAGAUCGGUGAUGAGUACUUUACAUAUUUAAUUGAUUGUAAAAAUCCCAAAGCAUGUACCAUUGUAUUACGUGGCGCUAGUAAAGAUAUUCUCAAUGAAGUGGACAGGAAUCUACAAGAUGCUUUAAAUGUUACCAGAAAUGUAAUCCAGGAACCGGUUUUGGUACCAGGAGGUGGUGCUACUGAAAUGGCCUUAGCACAUGCAUUGAAUGAGAAAGCCAAGAGUAUAGUAACAGUGCACCAAUGGCCAUAUCGUGCUAUUGCAAAGGCUUUGGAGAUUAUCCCUUCCACCUUAAUCCAGAACUGUGGUGCCAGUACUAUCCGUACUCUUACAGCUCUCAGGGCUAAACAUGCUCAGCCCAACAGUACCAGUUGGGGAAUUGACGGAGAAACUGGUGAGGUUGUGGAUAUGAAGCAAUACGGUAUCUGGGAACCGUGUGCAGUCCGUGCUCAGACAUUCAAGACAGCCAUCGAGACUGCCAUAUUGUUACUGCGUAUCGAUGACAUUGUUUCUGGUGUGAAGAAAGCCGAGAGCGAAGGUGGCGCCAGUAGGCCUCCACCCCCCGAUGCUCAGCCAAAUGAAUAAAAACCAAAACCAUUCUAGCUUCUAUCAUGCUUUUUUCUCUUUAAACUCCAAGCCAUUUCUUUGUAUUGAUAUACUUUGGAUUUUUUUUUUUUUUUGUAAUUCUGAAUUCAUGUCGGCCACAUGAAGACUGCAUCCAACCAUAUAACAGUGCUUAUCUUAUAUAAUCUGUGAUUCCAUCAGAGUUUAAUUCUUUCAUCAAUGUAAUCAGUGUUCUUCACAAUGUUGAGGAACAUUUCAAAAUGCUACAAUAAAAAAAAAAAAAGUUACACAGAC